AUGUACUCCAGUGGAGCUUUGAAUACCCAAACGUCAGUUUUUGAUAGCGUUGACAUUGAGCUUGAUAGCAACAACGACGGAAUUCCAAGCUCUGAUAACGUUAAAGAGUUUAUUGAUGAGGAAGUCCAAGAACAAGAACAAGAAGAUCAAACAUUUUACAGCGACUUAUCGGACGUUUAUACCGAAGGAGAAAGUAGCGGAUCCGACAAGGAAAAUGAUAGCCAGAUAAAUUCAGAGAAUCGAAGGGAUAAUGAUGUGCAAGAUGUCGAAGAAGAAGAAAUAUUGGAAGAUGAUGUUCAAGGUGAACCAGAAAACAACUCAAGCCACACUGAUAAUAAUAUUUCUGCAGAAUCCAAAGCUUUUGUUCUCUUUUUGCUUUUGUGGCAAAUUUUGUACAAAGUUUCAGAUAAUGGUAUUUCAGUCUUGUUGAAAUUUUUCAGACAAUUCUUGAUAGCAAUUGGGUCAAUUUCUGGAUGUGAUGUUUUGGUAAACUUUGCAGAAACAUUACCAGGCACACUUUACAUGGCUAAAAUUAAAUUGGGACUAGAAAAGGAUGACUUUGAAAAGUUUGCUGCAUGCCCAAAAUGCAUGAAACUGUAUAAAUUAGAGGAAUGUACAUAUACAAAAACAAAUGGUUCUGUUUCAUCCAAACGAUGCUCACAUGUAAAGUAUCCAAAUCAUCCCCAAAGGAGAAGACUUACUGAAUGUGGAGCAUUUUUAAUGAAGAAAAUGARAAGUAAGUCUGGAUCUGUUUACCUGCAGCCAAAGAGAAUGUAUUGUUUUCGAUCACCYAUUUCUUCAUUAAAAACUUUGCUCUCAAAACCUGGGUUUWUUGACAACUGCRAAGAWUGGAGAAAAAGAAACSUCGAUGAAGGCAAAAUGGGAGAUGUUUAUGAAGGGAAAAUAUGGAAGGACUUUCUUGACAUUAAUGUUGUGUGCCUACUUCAUUAAAUAUUUUUGCUUGUUGGCACUGAUCUUGCAAAGUCCUUCUCUUGUUAAUCGCCAGUUUGAACUUUGCGAAAGAGCAGUUCAUGUUUGUUCUGACACGCAGAAGACGAAUCAAGGGCAAAUUUGAAUAUUAGAUUGCAUGCAUUUUUUUCAACAAAGAAAUACAAUUCACUAACGAAGUUAAGGUUCUGCUUAAGUAGAAUCUCUUCUCUUUAGAGAAAACAAGAAUGCCAAUUGUUAUUUUUUAAGAAGUCGUCGUUUCAGAAAACAGCCUGUUCCAAAGCAUAUUUUUUCUCAAAACAUCGAUGGUAAUGCUUAAGAGUCGAUGUCAGGGAAAAUCAAACAAAUUCUAAAUAUCGCGGCAAGGUUCAAAAUUUAGAAUCCUUUGAAAUUUCUACAAUAGAUAGCCACUAAUAAACUUAAAG
Exaiptasia diaphana is the source of this 1373-nucleotide messenger RNA. RefSeq lists its product as uncharacterized. The coding region runs from base 1 to 951 and encodes 316 amino acids. NCBI's taxonomy places the organism in Eukaryota, Metazoa, Cnidaria, Anthozoa, Actiniaria, Aiptasiidae. The transcript is spliced from 2 exons. The record is from RefSeq and is a predicted model, not a curated record.